Messenger RNA from Juglans microcarpa x Juglans regia, 735 nucleotides. RefSeq lists its product as uncharacterized. The transcript has a single exon. NCBI's taxonomy places the organism in Eukaryota, Viridiplantae, Streptophyta, Magnoliopsida, Fagales, Juglandaceae. The record is from RefSeq and is a predicted model, not a curated record. The coding region runs from base 1 to 735 and encodes 244 amino acids.
AUGUCUGCAGUCUCUGGAGUUAAGAGGCCAUUCGUGGAGGAACUUCCUCCAUCGCCUGUUGUUUCCAAGAGGCUCCGUUGUUCUCCUCCAGCCUUGCGGUCUCAUGAGUUUCACCCUCCCAUGACCGCCCUCGUUGAUCUGCUCCAGGGCCUGCUUUCUGACAAAGACGCCCAGCUUCACGAGAUAUCACUGCAAGAGCGUAAAGGUGAUUUAGACGCUGCCAUCAAGAUUCUGCAUGAUAUUCUGUUAGGGUCAUCUGCAUUAGCCACUGUUGAUGAAUCAAAUCCGAGUCACCAGAAGAAAGUUGCUUCUCCGGGAAACCCAUUGGCCCUCAUGAAGAACCGUCCCAAUGAGGGAGCCGAAUUCAUCGAGUUGCUUAUCAAGGAACUGACGAAUGCUAGAAGUGUGGAAGACGUCAAAGAUCGCGCCGCGAAAUUGCUUGGGAGUUCAGAGAAGACCGUCGUGAGUUCACAAUGUUAUGCCAUGGUAGAAAGUCUUGGAAAAGAGAAGUCGAUGUUGAAGGAGCAAGUUGAAAAGCUGAGGCAGGAGAAUACCGUUCUCAGACGCACAGUGGUUAUCCAGCACGAAUGGCGCCAGGAAGAAAACGGGGAUAAGGACAUGGAGUUGCAAUUUCUGAAGGAGUCGGUUCCUCAGUAUAGGGAGCAACUGAGAAAACUUGAGGUGAAGAACCAUGCAUUGACGAUGCAUUUGAAGGCGGCUCAGAGAAAAGACUGA